Pseudoliparis swirei is the source of this 1776-nucleotide messenger RNA. RefSeq lists its product as uncharacterized. The record is from RefSeq and is a predicted model, not a curated record. Gene Ontology annotation, biological process: protein ubiquitination; Notch signaling pathway. NCBI's taxonomy places the organism in Eukaryota, Metazoa, Chordata, Actinopteri, Perciformes, Liparidae. The coding region runs from base 224 to 1438 and encodes 404 amino acids. The transcript is spliced from 4 exons.
UUAUAUGUGUGACUUAAACUAAUCCUUUGUUCAUUCUUUAUUGUUCUUCAUUGAUUCUUUUGUUGCAUUUUCAGCGCGUUCACGUCGGGGUGCGGUGCGCCGGCUCGCCGCCAGAGGGCGCUGCAGCGCCACCAACAGGCUGAGCCUCAAAGUGAAAGCUACCGACGCAGCGAGUCCCCGGUGGGCAGAGCGGUCUGUUCCCGGUGUGAGGACGGCCAGCAGCAUGGAGUUCAUCACGGACAUCAGUGUCCUCGUCCCUGAAAAGUACUUCAAAGACCCUGGGAGAUUACAGAAGCUUCUCCUGCCGUACGGCUGGCAGAAGAAGGCCGGCGUCUACGCGGUGAGAGGAACCUUUGAGGAGCUGGAGACCCUCAGCACCAGCCUGACGGAGGAGGUGGACCGAGAGCGUCCGGCCGCCUCGCCUCACGUCACGCCUGUGGCCGUGUCCGGGGUCGUCAUGGCCUUCAUCCACAAGAAACACGCCGAGGAACUUGAGAAGAUUCAAGGGAGCAGUUUCUCCAUUGAAGAGCUCCACGAGCCCGGCGGCACGGAGCGGGUGGUUCUCCGACCGCGCGACGCCUCCUCGCUCCCCGUCCACGCCGACUUGUUCCGGCAGCGGUUCGUCACGUUCUACCAGAGGACGGCGUCCGACCUGCAGACCGCGUCCCUGCCGCCUGGUCUCGACCGCACGGACCUGGGCGCCAGGUUCCCGGAGCUCCUCUUCGAAGGCGGGCCCGGCGGAGGCGACCCGACGGCGACCGGGUCCUUCGUGCACCUUGCUAAACUGAAAGAGUUCCUUUCCCAAAGCACGUCGAGCUCCAGCACCAAUCCGGUGGGCGGAGCUCCAGCGAACACGCCGCCUGUGGGCCCCGGAGAGGAAGAGGACCCGUGUCCCAUCUGCAUGGAGCCGAUGACGGCCCUCGACAAAGAGACUCUGCGCUGUCGGCACUCGUUCUGCACCGGCUGCCUGGAGAAGGCCUUCCACUACAAGCCCGUGUGCCCGACGUGCGGCGCGCUGUACGGCGCCCUGACGGGGACGCAGCCCGACGGAGGGGAGAUGGAGGUCAGCGUCACCGCUUCGCCGCUACCGGGAUACGAGAAGUAUGGAACCAUCACCAUACACUACCACAUCCCAAACGGCAUCCAGAAGGAGGAGCACCCGAGCCCCCGGCAGCCGUACGAAGGCGCGUACCGCAUCGCCUACCUACCAGACUGCGCUGAGGGCCGGAGGACCCUGGAGCUGCUGAGGAGGGCCUUCCACCAGAAGCUCAUCUUCACCGUGGGCCAGUCCUCCACCAGCGGCAGGAGCAACACGGUGACGUGGAACGACAUCCACCACAAGACGUCCACCCACGGAGGCCCGACCCGAUAUGGAUACCCCGACCACGACUACCUGAGCCGAGUGCAGGAGGAGCUGAAGCUCAAAGGGAUUGAAUGACGGGUUCAGCUCCAGGCAGCUCGUGUUUAAUGGAGCUUCAUAUGUUUUAAUGACACGUAUAACCAUAGAGGACGUUCAUCAUUAAUUUGUGUUAUCACGGAUCAGUGUUUGACAAUUCAGUUAUUGUUUGAACUCACUAAGUAUUUUUUUAAACAUUCCUAAAUGUCUGAGAGUUGUUUGUUAGUCCUGAUUAACUUAGGCGCGAACUAACUGUAAAACCUGCAUUCCCUCUCAUGGCCACCAGGGGGUCGACUCCUCUGGUUGUACUGGGGCCUUUGAGAAAAUAACUUGUCACUUGAUUUAUUCCCUCAGUAAACAUGAGUUUAUGUCUCAAUCUC